CAGUCUCUUGUUGCUGACAGAAACAGCAGAAACGCUCCAGUUUAUUUAUAUUUAUUAUAAACUUUGUUCAUUACAGGUUAAAAUGCACGUCAUUAAGCGAGAUGGGCGCCAGGAGCGCGUUAUGUUUGACAAGAUCACCUCUCGGAUUCAGAAGCUCUGCUAUGGGCUGAAUAGUGACUUUGUUGACCCGACUCAGAUCACUAUGAAGGUGAUCCAGGGUUUGUACAAUGGGGUGACCACUGUUGAACUGGACACACUGGCUGCAGAAACUGCUGCCACCCUUACCACCAAGCAUCCAGACUAUGCCAUUCUGGCCGCUCGCAUUGCUGUUUCCAACUUGCACAAGGAGACUAAAAAGGUCUUCAGUGAUGUUAUGGAGGAUCUUUACAACUAUGUCAAUCCUCUGAAUGGACGGCACUCUCCUAUGAUUUCCAAGGAGACUCUUGAUAUAAUUCUGGAAAAUAAAGAUCGCCUCAAUUCAGCCAUCAUCUUUGACCGAGAUUUCUCUUACAACUUCUUUGGCUUUAAGACCCUGGAGCGAUCAUAUUUACUAAAGAUAAAUGGAAAAGUUGCCGAGCGACCUCAGCAUAUGUUGAUGCGAGUAGCGGUUGGCAUCCAUAGAGAUGACAUUACGGCAGCCAUUGAGACCUACAAUCUGCUUUCUGAGAAAUGGUUUACUCAUGCGUCCCCUACACUCUUUAAUGCAGGCACCAACAGACCUCAGCUGUCGAGCUGUUUCCUGCUGUCUAUGCGAGACGACAGCAUCGAGGGAAUCUAUGACACCCUGAAGCAGUGUGCUCUCAUUUCCAAAUCAGCUGGAGGCAUUGGUGUAGCCGUAAGCUGCAUUAGAGCCACAGGCAGCUACAUUGCAGGAACAAAUGGAAACUCAAAUGGCCUGGUUCCUAUGCUUCGAGUGUACAACAACACAGCCCGUUAUGUGGACCAGGGUGGCAACAAGAGACCUGGAGCAUUUGCCAUGUAUCUCGAACCAUGGCAUCUUGACAUAUUUGACUUCCUUGAGCUGAAGAAGAACACUGGUAAAGAAGAGCAGAGAGCCAGGGACCUGUUCUAUGCCCUCUGGAUUCCUGAUCUCUUUAUGAAGAGGGUGGAGAUCAAUGGAGAAUGGUCUCUUAUGUGCCCAAAUGACUGUCCCGGUCUGGAUGAUUGCUGGGGAGAAGAGUUUGAAAAGCUUUAUACAAGGUAUGAGCAAGAGGGCAAGGCUAAGCGUGUCGUGAAGGCACAGCAGCUGUGGUAUGCCAUCAUUGAGUCUCAGACUGAGACGGGCACUCCCUACAUGCUUUACAAAGAUGCCUGCAAUCGCAAGAGUAACCAGCAGAACCUUGGAACCAUCAAAUGCAGCAACUUGUGCACAGAGAUUGUAGAGUACACUAGCAAGGAUGAGGUGGCCGUGUGCAACCUGGCAUCUAUCGCUCUUAACAUGUAUGUUACACCAGAAAGGACGUUCGAUUUUAAAAAGUUGGCGUCUGUAACAAGGGUCAUUGUAAGGAACUUGAACAAAAUCAUUGACAUCAAUUAUUACCCUGUCGAGGAGGCGGCAAAAUCCAACAAGCGUCACAGGCCCAUCGGUAUCGGAGUUCAGGGAUUGGCUGAUUGCUUUAUUCUCAUGCGUUUUCCUUUUGAGAGCAAUGAAGCUCAACACCUCAACAUCCAAAUCUUUGAAACAAUCUACUACGCUGCACUGGAAGCUAGCUGUGAGAUAGCAGCUGAGCGUGGUGCAUAUGAAACCUACCCUGGGUCUCCUGUUAGCAAGGGUAUUCUGCAGUAUGACAUGUGGGAGAAGACUCCAACUGACUUGUGGGACUGGAAGGAACUUAAAGAGAAAAUUGCCAAACAUGGUGUACGUAACAGUCUGCUGCUGGCACCCAUGCCUACUGCUUCUACAGCACAGAUUCUGGGCAACAAUGAAUCAAUUGAGCCCUACACCAGCAACAUCUACACACGCAGAGUGUUGUCUGGAGAGUUUCAGAUUGUUAACCCUCACCUGCUGAAAGACCUGACUGAGCGAGGUCUGUGGAGUGAAGAGAUGAAGAACCAGCUGAUUGCUCAUAAUGGAUCCAUCCAGGAAAUCACCACAAUUCCAAAUGACAUAAAGGAGCUGUACAAGACUGUGUGGGAGAUCUCGCAGAAGGUCAUCCUUAAGAUGGCUGCAGACAGAGGCGCUUUCAUCGACCAGAGCCAGUCACUUAAUAUCCACAUAGCCGAACCAAACUAUGGCAAACUUACCAGCAUGCACUUCUAUGGCUGGAAGCAGGGCCUGAAGACUGGCAUGUACUACCUGAGAACCAAGCCAGCUGCCAACCCCAUCCAGUUCACCCUCAACAAGGAGAAACUAAAGGUAGCACAGGAAACCAAUAGCACUGAGGAGGAAGUAAAGGAGAGAAACAAAGCUGCCAUGGUUUGCUCUUUGGAGAAUCGGGACGAGUGUCUGAUGUGUGGUUCUUGAAUUUGUUUGUUUGUUUUGUUAAAAAGAAAAUAAAUUUUUUAUAGAUA
Trichomycterus rosablanca is the source of this 2511-nucleotide messenger RNA. RefSeq names its product ribonucleotide reductase M1 polypeptide (gene rrm1). Gene Ontology annotation, cellular component: ribonucleoside-diphosphate reductase complex. Gene Ontology annotation, molecular function: ribonucleoside-diphosphate reductase activity, thioredoxin disulfide as acceptor; ATP binding. The transcript has 19 exons. Gene Ontology annotation, biological process: deoxyribonucleotide biosynthetic process; DNA replication. Bases 83 to 2464 code for a protein of 793 amino acids. Lineage: Eukaryota; Metazoa; Chordata; Actinopteri; Siluriformes; Trichomycteridae. The record is from RefSeq and is a predicted model, not a curated record.